CUCGACGAGCGCGUGCAGAAAUAUCUGCUUCACAAUCCCUUCAUUUUCCUUCUAUUUAAUACAGGGCCGAGGAUCUGCUCUGGGCAACAAUUUGCCUACAACGAAAUGUCCAAUAUGCUCAUUCGCUUGCUGCAAUUUUUUUCCGCGAUUACACUGGCCCCUGAGCACGCAAUGCAUCCACCUGCGUGGUGGGCUGAGAAAGAUGGUCGGCAGGCAAUCGAGCGGUUCAGGCCGAGAAACCACUUGACAUUUUAUACCAAGGCAGGUCUCUCUGACAUGCUUUGCAGCCAUCUAACUAGGUUCUCCCUGGCAGGAUGGUAUGUGGGUCAAGAUGGAAGCUGUAGAUGA
This is a messenger RNA of Suillus subalutaceus, 348 nucleotides long. RefSeq lists its product as uncharacterized. The transcript has 2 exons. The record is from RefSeq and is a predicted model, not a curated record. Lineage: Eukaryota; Fungi; Basidiomycota; Agaricomycetes; Boletales; Suillaceae. The annotation marks the transcript as partial. Gene Ontology annotation, molecular function: heme binding; monooxygenase activity; iron ion binding.